Molecule: messenger RNA, 585 nt
Organism: Argiope bruennichi
Lineage: Eukaryota; Metazoa; Arthropoda; Arachnida; Araneae; Araneidae
Exons: 6
Coding region: 40-585 (181 amino acids)
Source: RefSeq, a predicted model, not a curated record
CGAGGUGAAAAUUGUUUAUAAAGGAAUAAGCAUUGUCAGAUGCACUGGACAACUCCAAAGAUGUUAGGUCCAAUUCUUUUUAUAACGAUUUCGUUGUGUUUAGGGGUAAAUGGUUUACUUAUAGCAUGUCCAGGAAAAGGCUGUGAAGACAAAUGCUUGGCUGAUUGUCACCAUGCUGUAUGUAAUGUUACAUAUUUUGCUCAGUUAAGCCCGUGUUCAUACGCUUGUACUGUCAAUGACCAAUACAGAUAUCACACAGAACCAAAUUUUCAAUCAUGUGGAACAGAUAAAGUGUGUUACCAAGGACAGUGCGUAUUAACUGAUAGUACAUACGAAUGCCAGAAUAUAUAUGGAAAGGACUACAUAUCAGUGGAGAAUCCAUGGAAUCCUUGCAAUUAUCUCUGUGUUCCACUGAGUGGUUGUGGUAGAGUUUAUUCAGAAGAUAUACAUAAUGGAUGCAAAUGUGUCGUUGGUAACACACACAUUCUUGGGAGAUGCCGUUCAGGAAUUUGCAUCGGCAACUAUCGCCAUUUUGAUCCAUAUUACUCUAUAGGUAUGAAUUAUUUAUUUUAUUUAUGUAGUUAG